CAAGCACGGCUGUCCGUCGCAGCUUGACACCGAUGCACAACAACCACCACUACGUUACACAUUGCACGCAGCUUUUUUCCUUGCACUUUUAUUACGGUGGCCGGCCUUUUGCCAUUGAAGACAGCGCCGCACCGCAGCAGCUCCAUCAAUAAAACCCGCCCUGUCCUGUCCUGUCCUCACACUCACUCAUCACACUCCACCACCACCACCCCCAUCCAUCAGACAAGAGAGAGAGAGAGCGUCUGCAGUCUGCAGCCUGCAGCAGCCAUGGCCAAGGAGGUGAGCGAGGAGCCGGAGCACGCCGCGCCGGCGCGCAAGGACUACUCGGACCCGCCGCCGGCGCCGCUGUUCGACAUGGGGGAGCUCCGGAUGUGGUCCUUCUACCGGGCGCUCAUCGCCGAGUUCGUCGCCACGCUGCUCUUCCUCUACAUCACCGUCGCCACCGUCAUCGGCUACAAGGUGCAGUCGGCGGCCGACCCGUGCGCCGGCGUCGGGGUGCUCGGCAUCGCCUGGGCCUUCGGCGGCAUGAUCUUCGUCCUAGUCUACUGCACCGCCGGCAUCUCGGGCGGCCACAUCAACCCGGCCGUCACCUUCGGCCUCCUCCUCGCGCGCAAGGUGUCGCUGCUGCGCGCCGUCAUGUACAUCGUGGCGCAGUGCGCCGGCGGCAUCGUGGGCGCCGGCAUCGUCAAGGGCAUCAUGAAGGACGCGUACCAGGCCAACGGCGGCGGCGCCAACAUGGUCGCCUCGGGCUUCUCCCGAGGCACCGCGCUGGGGGCAGAGAUCGUCGGCACCUUCGUCCUCGUCUACACCGUCUUCUCCGCCACCGACCCCAAGCGCAGCGCCCGCGACUCCCACGUCCCCGUGCUGGCGCCGCUCCCCAUCGGCUUCGCCGUCUUCAUGGUGCACCUCGCCACCAUCCCCAUCACCGGCACCGGCAUCAACCCCGCCAGGAGCCUCGGCGCCGCGGUCAUCUACAACAAGAAGGCCGCAUGGGACAACCACUGGAUCUUCUGGGUCGGCCCGUUCGUCGGAGCGCUGGCGGCGGCGGCGUACCACCAGUACAUCCUCCGGGCGGCGGCCAUCAAGGCGCUCGGCUCCUUCCGGAGCAGCCGGAGCAACUGAGCACGCCGGCCAAUAAUUUAAUGCAACGGUGGCAGUACUGCUCCUCGUGUCCAUCCGGCGCUAGCUAUCCACACAAACGGACGGGCUUCGUGUUGGCAGUACUGCUCCUCCAUCGUGCCCAUCCGGCCUCGUUCAGUGUCUGUGCAUGCAUGUGAGUGAGAGAGAGAGAGAGAGGCCACCAUGGAUCGCCGUUUUCACUCUUCAGUUAUUACUCCUUGUCGCCCUUAAUGUUGUCGAAUUACUAUAUUAGCUGUUACCGUUAGUGUUGGUGUUGGAUUGAACCUGUAAAACCGCUGUGAGUGACAAGUGCUGCAAUUUGGAGCAUGAAUUAUUAAUUUAUUGUGUGAUGCA
Hordeum vulgare subsp. vulgare (domesticated barley) is the source of this 1473-nucleotide messenger RNA. Its product is annotated as probable aquaporin PIP2-6. The transcript is spliced from 2 exons. The record is from RefSeq and is a predicted model, not a curated record. Gene Ontology annotation, cellular component: plasma membrane. The coding region runs from base 268 to 1122 and encodes 284 amino acids. Gene Ontology annotation, molecular function: water channel activity. NCBI's taxonomy places the organism in Eukaryota, Viridiplantae, Streptophyta, Magnoliopsida, Poales, Poaceae. Gene Ontology annotation, biological process: transmembrane transport.